Molecule: messenger RNA, 843 nt
Organism: Rotaria sp. Silwood2
Lineage: Eukaryota; Metazoa; Rotifera; Eurotatoria; Philodinida; Philodinidae
Source: the annotation of a GenBank genome assembly
AUGGCCGCUUUGAAAAAUUUGGUUACAGCUGCUGUUCAAGAUUUAGUUUCAUCGAAGAAAAAUUCUAUAUCAUCAAAUAAAUGUGUUACUGCUGUUUUAAUUGGAGAAACUGGUUCUGGAAAAUCAUCAUUAAUUAAUCUUUUUUAUUUUUGGUGUUUAGAAUCAACAGGAAAAAAUCCAAAAUUUGAAGAUGCAAAAAUUCAUAAUAUUAUUAAAUCUGAAAAUGAAACAGGUGGUAGUCAAGCUGGUUCACAAACACUAAAACCACAACAAUAUAAAUUUGAAUUAAAUUUUAAUGGUGAAAAUUAUUUAUUUACUUUAUUGGAUACACCUGGUAUGGGUGAUGUAAAAGGUUUGAAAACCGAUGAUGAAAAUAUUCUUUCUAUAUUACAAUUUGUUGAACAAACACCAUCAGUAAAUGCUAUUGUUUUAAUGUUAAAUGGUAGUAAUGCACGUGUUAGUUCAAGAACAUCAUAUAUACUUCAACGUUUAUAUGGUCUUUGUCCAAAAACAUUUCAAAAUAAUCUUUAUUUAAUAUUUUCAAAUACACAAAUGGAACCAAAUUUUGAUAUAAAUCAAAUUCGAGUUCCAAUUAAAAAAGAUAAUGUUAUACCAAUUGAUAAUUUACUUUAUUCACCAGCUGGAUUUCAAUAUGCUGAAAAAACUUUAUUACAAAAACGAAAAAUUGAAAGUAAUUAUAAAGAAAAUAAAGAAAUACUUAGUAUGUUAUUUGAUCAAUGGGUAAAAGGUGGUUCAUUAUUACCAAAAGCAUAUAAAGAUUUACGUGAAAAUCGUGAUACUUUACGAGUUAAAUUCAAGUUCAAAAUGAAAAACAAGAAUUAA